AAAAAUAAACAAGCUAAGCUUGAAAUUGAAUCUCAUUGAUUUGAAAUAAUCUGUAGUUAUGUCUGGUUGAUCAUCAACGUUGGCUGGCUAACUUUCUGAUUCUGCUUGCCGUCCAAGGACUGAAGUGGAAAAAAACAGGGACGAAGAACUGUCAGUGUCAGAACACAUUCGGGAGAAAUAAAGAGAGGAUUUCCAUUGGGUUUGGCUGCCAGGUUGCGAGCGCGAUGGCGUCGGGCAGUGCGAGCAGCGAGGAGGAGCGGAGUCUGCGGGAAUGUGAGCUCUACGUGCAGAAACACAACAUCCAGCAGCUGCUGAAGGACUGCAUCAUCCAGCUGUGCACCUCAAGGCCCGACAGACCCAUGGCCUACCUCAAGGAGUACUUUGAGAGGCUGGAGAAGGAGGAAGCCAAGCAGAUCCUGCAACAGCAGAAGUCCAGCUCUCGCUCUGACUCCCGCGAGGACGAGGUGUCCCCUCCCAUGAUCCCCGUGGUGAAGGGGUGGCGGCGGCGUGGCGCCAUCAGUGCCGAGGUCUACACCGAGGAGGAUGCUGCCUCCUACGUCAGAAAGGUCAGGGGGGGUCAGCCCUCAGCCAAUCACACGUCGCUACAGGUCAUUCCUAAAGACUACAAGACCAUGGCCGCCCUGGCUAAAGCUAUUGAGAAGAAUGUGCUGUUUGCUCACCUGGACGACAACGAGAGAAGUGACAUUUUUGACGCCAUGUUUUCCGUGACCUACAUUGCCGGGGAGACGGUCAUCCAGCAAGGUGACGAGGGAGACAACUUCUACGUGAUCGACCAAGGAGAGAUGGAUGUGUAUGUAAACAAUGAGUGGGUGACCAAUAUUGGGGAAGGAGGCAGCUUUGGGGAACUAGCCCUGAUUUAUGGGACCCCCAGGGCCGCCACAGUUCGGGCCAAGAGCAACGUCAAGCUGUGGGGCAUCGACAGAGACAGUUACAGGAGAAUACUCAUGGGAAGCACUUUAAGGAAGCGCAAGAUGUAUGAGGAAUUCCUCAGCAAGGUGUCCAUUUUAGAGUCCCUGGACAAAUGGGAGAGGCUGACAGUAGCUGACGCCCUGGAGACGGUUCAGUUUGAGGACGGUCAGAAGAUUGUUGUGCAGGGAGAGCCUGGAGAUGAGUUCUUCAUCAUCCUGGAGGGUUCAGCAGCGGUCCUGCAGAGACGCUCUGAGAAUGAAGAGUUUGUGGAGGUGGGAAGGCUGGGGCCCUCCGACUAUUUUGGUGAGAUCGCGUUGUUGAUGAACCGCCCCCGUGCUGCCACCGUGGUCUCUAGAGGACCCCUGAAGUGUGUCAAGCUGGACCGACCGCGGUUUGAACGCGUCCUGGGGCCCUGCUCAGACAUUCUGAAGAGAAACAUCCAGCAGUACAACAGCUUUGUCUCCCUCUCUGUCUGAGACCCUCUGGUCCUUCAUCCCCCCCUCUCUGUCUGAGACCCUCUGGUCCUUCAU
Esox lucius (northern pike) is the source of this 1460-nucleotide messenger RNA. It is a transcript of the gene prkar1aa, whose product is annotated as protein kinase, cAMP-dependent, regulatory, type I, alpha (tissue specific extinguisher 1) a. The coding region runs from base 225 to 1406 and encodes 393 amino acids. Gene Ontology annotation, biological process: regulation of protein phosphorylation. Gene Ontology annotation, molecular function: cAMP-dependent protein kinase regulator activity. The transcript has 12 exons. NCBI's taxonomy places the organism in Eukaryota, Metazoa, Chordata, Actinopteri, Esociformes, Esocidae. The record is from RefSeq and is a predicted model, not a curated record. Gene Ontology annotation, cellular component: cAMP-dependent protein kinase complex.